CCUAGUUUUAUAGUAAAGUCACAAGAGUUGAUUUUUUACUGUAAAGACAUGUCUGGCCGCGGUAAGCAAGGAGGCAAGGCCCGCGCCAAGGCCAAGUCGCGGUCGUCCCGCGCCGGGCUGCAGUUCCCAGUGGGGCGCGUGCACCGGCUGCUGCGCAAGGGCAACUACGCGGAGCGCGUGGGCGCCGGCGCACCCGUGUACAUGGCGGCCGUGCUGGAGUACCUGACGGCCGAGAUCCUGGAGCUGGCGGGCAACGCGGCCCGCGACAACAAGAAGACGCGCAUCAUCCCGCGCCACCUGCAGCUGGCCGUGAGGAACGAUGAGGAGCUCAACAAGUUACUAGGGGGCGUCACCAUCGCCCAGGGCGGCGUCCUGCCCAACAUCCAGGCUGUCUUGUUACCCAAGAAGACGGAGAGCCAUAAGCCCGGCAAGAACAAAUAAGCCAAUAU
This is a messenger RNA of Mesocricetus auratus (golden hamster), 449 nucleotides long. Its product is annotated as histone H2A type 2-B. Gene Ontology annotation, cellular component: nucleosome. Gene Ontology annotation, molecular function: structural constituent of chromatin; DNA binding; protein heterodimerization activity. The transcript has a single exon. Lineage: Eukaryota; Metazoa; Chordata; Mammalia; Rodentia; Cricetidae. The record is from RefSeq and is a predicted model, not a curated record. The coding region runs from base 49 to 441 and encodes 130 amino acids.